AUGGCUGCCGCUGGGCCUAUGUCCCUUGAGUCUCGCCAGCAGAGCGUUGGCCAAAAGCCAGCUCUGGGCUGGAGCGGUUGGAAUCAAGGAGGAUGCAACGCCGCCAGCGCCAGUGUCGCCUUGGCAACGGCCCAAUCCUUCGUCAGCCGUGGGCUCAAGGACGCUGGUUACACUUACGUCAACAUCGACGACUGCUGGUCCCUCAAGCAGCGUGACAGCUCGGGGAACCUCGUCCCUGAUCCUUCGAAGUGGCCCAAUGGCAUCAAGGCCGUCAGUGAUCAGAUCCACAACAUGGGCCUUAAGUUCGGCUUGUACGGCGACAACGGUCUCAUGACUUGUGCCGGGUAUCCUGGCAGCCAGGGCUACGAGCAAAAAGAUGCCAACCUUUUGGCCAGCUGGGGAGUGGACUUUUGGAAGUAUGACAACUGCUAUACACCCUGCAAUUUGGCCGGGCCCCCGCAGACGUGCCCUAAUAACCAGGCGCCAAACUCGCGCCCGCGGUAUGAGACCAUGCGCAAUGCUCUCAAGAACACAAACCGGCCUAUACUUUACUCGCUUUGCAACUGGGGUUAUGAUAAGGUCUGGACUUGGGGCGCCGAGGUUGGCCAGAUAUGGCGGAUGAGCACCGACAACUGGGGUGGAUGGCAAGACGUCGUCAACAUUGCCAACUGGGCUGCACCCAUUGCCAAUUACUCCAAACCGUACGGCUUCAACGACCUUGACAUGAUGAUCAUUGGCAACGGCAAGCUCACGGCGGCGCAGGAGCGCACCCAUUUCGCUAUCUGGGCCAUUGCCAAGUCGCCCAUCAUUUUGGGAACUGACAUCAGCAAGUUGAGCAGUACACAGAUCGCGCUCGUCAUGAAUAAGGUUCUGUUACUUUCUACAAUCGGGCAUGUCUGCCUCUUUCUGCUUGGGGACCUUUUGGCUGUCAACCAGGACUCUCUCGGUCUCGCAGCGACCACCUUCACCCCCCGUGGCACCACGCCGCCUGGAAGCAGCAACAUGCCUCCGUACUGGGCAGGCACCCUGUCCGACGGCAUCGUUGUCGCCCUAGUCGCCAGCACUGGUGCCGCUACCAUGUCCGUCAACUUCGCCGAUGUGCCUGGGCUUGGUUCUGGAACUUUUACCUGGAAGGAGCUUCUCACUGGAAAGCAGGGAACUGGAACUUCAGUGAGCGCACAGCUCGCGCAGCAUGACGUUGCCGUUUUCAAGGUGAAAAAGGCUUAA
Colletotrichum spaethianum is the source of this 1227-nucleotide messenger RNA. RefSeq names its product putative alpha-glucuronidase A. Gene Ontology annotation, molecular function: hydrolase activity, hydrolyzing O-glycosyl compounds. NCBI's taxonomy places the organism in Eukaryota, Fungi, Ascomycota, Sordariomycetes, Glomerellales, Glomerellaceae. The coding region runs from base 1 to 1227 and encodes 408 amino acids. The record is from RefSeq and is a predicted model, not a curated record. The transcript is spliced from 4 exons. Gene Ontology annotation, biological process: carbohydrate metabolic process.